AUGAAGAAGAAUGAAGUAGACAUUUGGAUUUUAGAAUUGAGAGAAAUUUUUAGAGAGAGCAAGAAUUCUGCCUAUUUCUCAGAUUCCUGGACCCAAUUCAAUUCAGCGAUAUCUGUGAUUCACAUUUUUUUCCAUCAAGAGAGUUUGAUAAAACUCUUAGACUCCAGAAUUUGGAGUAUCCUAGUUUCACGCGGUUUAACAAGAUAUUUCACGAUCAAGAAUCUAGUUGGUUCUGAAUGGGUUUAUUGUUCCGCUCUGUCUGGUCCAAAAGAAAAAAAUAUCUCUGAGAGAGAUAAUUGCUCUUUUUUGGCGGACAUAUGGUCAGAACGUCAUCUGCUGGAUUUGAAUCCUACUGAGAAGUCCGCUCGAGAUCCUAAAUUAUUUCAGAAAGAAGAUGUUUCUUUUGUUCUUUCGAGGCAAUCGGAAAAUAAAGAAAUAGCCAAUAUCGUGAAUAUAAUCAUGUAUUUACAAAAUAAUGUCUCAAUUCAUCCUAUUUCAUCCGAUCGAGGAUGUGAUAGGAUUGCAAAGGAUAAACUUUUUACAGUUCAAAAUCAUAUUUUAUUCUUGAACCAAAAUCUAGUUUCAGAAGAGAGAUUUCAAGAAAUGGCAAAUCUAUUCAAUCUCUCAAUAACUAAGCCGGAUCUGGUGUAUCGUAAUGGAUUCUCUUUUUCUAUUGAUUUUUCUAGAUGUGAUGAUAAACAAUUCGUAAAUGAGGUAUUCAACUCCAGGGAUGAAUCAAAAAAGAAAUCUUUAUUGGUUCUGCCUCGGGUUUUUUACGAAGCGAAUGAAUUUGUUUCUCCAAGGAUCCUAAAAAAAUGGGUCCAGACCUCUUGUGGGAAUUAUUUUCAAGAUAAUCGAUUCAAUCGCAACUUAGAAUAUGUAAUUCAAAGGUAUGAAAAUGAUAUUAUGAAUCGUAUACCUAUAAGGAAACAAAUGAUCAAUCAACGUUUCUCAAAUUUGAAAAAGAGUAAGAAGAAAUGCUUUGAUCCUCUUAUUUUAAUUUAUCGAACCGAGAGAUCUGUGAAGAAGGAUCCAAAUAGAUAUAAAUACAAAUGGUCCAAGGGGAGCAAGAAUUUCCAGGAACAUUUGGACCAUUUCAUUUAUGAGCAGAAUAGCCGUUUUCAAGUAGUGUUCGAUCGAUUACAUAUGAAUGCAGAUUCGAUUGAUUGGUCUGAGGUUAUCGACAAAAAAGAUUUUUCUAAGUCACUUUGUUUGUUUUUGUCCAAGCUUCUUCCCCUUUUGUCGAACUCACUUCCUUUUUUCUUUGUGAGUUUCGGAAGUAUGCCCAUUCAUAGGUCCCAGAUCCAUAUGGAUGAAUUGAAACGGAUGAAUGAUGCACUCGGGAAUCAGUUAUUAGAAUCAAUAGGUCUGCAAACAGUUCAUUUGAAAAAAAGGAAACCCCUAUUAUUGGAUGACUAUUAUACUUCUCAAAAAUCUAAAUUAUGGAUCAAUGAGAUAGCAAAUCAAGACAAUUGGCUGAAUCCUGUGAAAUGUUUUCAUGGAAGUUCAUUGAUUUCUUCUUUUUAUAAAGUCAAUCGACUUCGAUUCUUGAAUAAUCAAUAUAACUUCUCUUUCGAUUGUAACAAAAGAUUCUCUUUUUAUGGGGAAAGGUCCUGUAAUUAUGAUUUUCUGUAUGAACAAUUCCUCAAUGUCUUGUUCAGUGGAAAGAAAAUAUUUUCUUUGUGCGGCGGGAAAAAAAAACAUGCUUUUUUGGACAGAGAUACUAUUUCACCAAGCGAGUUAGAGGUCUCUAACAUAUUGAUAGCAAAUACUUUUCCGCAAAGUGGUGAUGACGGAUAUGAGUUGUACAAAUCUUUCCAUUUUCCAACUCGCGUUCCUAGAGCUAUUUACUCGAUCGCGGACAUUUCUGGAACACCUCUAACAGAGGAAGAAAUAGUGAAUUUUGAAAGAACUUCUUGUCAACCUCUUUCCGCUAUUAAUCUCUAUGAUCCAAAAUGGAAGAAGUUGCAUAAAUAUUUGGAUUUCGAUUCAAACAUCGAUUUGCUUGACACUCUAUAUACUCUAUACUCUGAUAAAAUUUUACCAUCCGAAAAGAGAAAAAAACCUCUAAAAAAAUUCUUUAAAAAAGGGCAGAUGUAUAGAAACUUUCAAAGAAAGAGUUGUUUUUCAAUUUUUCUAUCCAAAUUGAAGCGAUUGUACCCGUAUAUAAUACCGUCGCUCCUUACCUGGACAGGGCAACAAACUCUACUUUUACCAUUUAUAGAGACUUUUUGGGAUCUAGUUGUAAUACUAAGGAAGAGUCCUAAAUGGAAAAAAUUUGUAUCUAUUUUUUCUCCUAGUAAUUUUUUACAUGGAGCCAAGGCAAUUCUUCGGGAAAUUGCACAACGGAACCGUAUAAGUGAGAUUUCGAGUAAGUGUUUACAUAAUUUUGUUGUAGACGUGUACGAAGAUCUUUUUCACACAAAUAAUGAGUCACCAUUCCAUCUGAGAUCACUAAAUAUUGAGGAGUUCCUGUUUUCAAUCCUUUUACUUCUUCUUAUUACUGGAUAUUUAGUUUAUGCACAUCUUGUCUGUGUUUCUGGAUUCUCUAACGAGUUACAGACAGAGUUCGAACAGGUCAAAUCUUUGAUGAUUCCAUCCUACAUCAUUGAAUUGCGAAAACUUCUGGAUAGGUAUCUUACAUCAGAACAAAAUUCUUUCUGGUUAAAGUCUAUUUUUGAAGUUGCUCUAGAACAAUUCGGAAAUUUUCUAGAAGAAAGAGGAGGUUCGCCUUCUGGCGGAAACAUCCCAAGGGGUAAAGGUUUUAAUCUCAUGGAUCUCAGAAGUAUUAUACCAAAUCCCAUCAAUCGAAUCGCGUUUUUGAAAAAUACGAGACAUUUAAGUCAUACAAGUAAAGCAAUCUAUUCAUUGAUAAAGAAAAGAAAAAGGAUGAAUAGUGGUGAUUGGAUUAAUGAUAAAAUAGAAUCCUGGAUCUUGAAUAGUGAGUUGAUUGCUGAUAAAGAACGAGAAUUCUUACUUCAGUUCUCUACCUUAACGACAGAAAAAAGGAUGGAUCAAAUUUUAGUGAGUCUGACUAAUAGUGAUGAGUUAUCAAAGAAUAACUCUGGUUAUCAAAUGAUUGAGCAACCGGGAACAAUAUACUUAAAAUAUUUAAUUGACAUUCAUCAAAAGGAUCUAAUGAAUUAUGAGUUCAAUCCAUCCUCCUUAGCAGAAAGACGGGUAUUCCUCGCUCAUUAUAAGACAAUCACUUAUUCAGAAAUCCCGUGUGGGCCUAGUUGUUUGGAUUUCCCAUCUCAUGGGAAACCCUUUUCGCUACGCUUAGCCCUAUCCCCUGCUGGGGGUAUUUUAGUGAUAGGUUCACUAGCAACUGGACAAUCCUAUUUGCUCAAAUCUCUAGCGACAACCUCCUAUGUUCCUUUCAUUACAGUAUUUGUAAACAAGGGCCUGGAGAACUUUCCUAAGGGUUUUGAUACAGAUUAUAAUGAGGAGGAUCUUUUUGAUGAAAGAGAGGGUACCAUUUACAGUCUUUUACCUGAUACCGAGGGUAGUUGUUAUAAUCCCCAUAAUUAUGAAAGGGAUGAUAGUGACGAUUUCGACCAUAAACUUGAUAGGCGAUUGAAGUUUCUAAGUAUGAAGGAUCCGAUAUCUAGCGAUAUCAUACCGGAAGACGAACUAGACCGGUUUUAUUUAAGACUUCAAUUCGAAUUAGUAAAAGCAAUGUCUCCUUGCAUAAUUUGGAUUCCAAACAUUCAUGAUCUCGAUAGGAAUGAGUCGGAUGACUUAUCGCUGGGUAUAUUAGUGAACUCUCUUUCCAGAGAUUCUGAAAAAGGUUCUACUAGCAAUAAUCUUGUUAUUGCUUCUACUCAUGUUCCAAAAAAAGUGGACCCUUCUUUAAUAGCGCCGAAUAAAUUAAACAAAUGCAUUAAGAUACGAAGGCUUCUUAUUCCACAACAAAAAAAGCACUUUUUUACUCUUUCAUAUACUAGGGGAUUUCACUUGGAAAAGCAAAUAUUCAAUACUAAUCGAUUGGGGUCUCUAACUCUGGGUUCUAAUGUACCAGAUCUUGUAGCACUUACUAACGAGGCGCUAUCAAUUAGUAUUAUACAAAAGAAAUCUAUUAUAGACACUAAUAUAAUUAGAUCUGCUCUUCAUAGACAAACUUGGGAUUUUAGAUCUCAGAUAAUAGAGAUUCAGGAUCAUGGGAUCCUUGUUUAUCAGCUAGGAAGGGCUGUUUCACAAAAUCUACUUCUAAGUAAUUGCUCUAUAGAUCCUAUAUCUAUCUAUAUGAAGAAGACAUCGUGUCAGGAGGGGGAUUCUUAUUUGUACAAAUGGUACGUCGAACUUGGAACAAGCAUGAAGAAAUUAACUAUACUUCUUUAUCUUUUGAGUUGUUCUGCCGGAUCGGUCGCUCAAGACUUUUUGUCUCUACCCGGACUUAAUGAAAACAAUGAUGGGAUCACUUCUUAUAGACUCCUUGAGAAUGAUUCUGAUCUAGUUCAUGGGCUAUUAGAAAUAGAAGGUGCUCUGCUGGGACCCUCCGAGACAGGAAGUCGGUUGGAUAAUGAUGGAGUGCCAUUGCUUCUUCGGUCCGAACCAAGAAAUCCCUUAAAUAUGAUUCAAAAUGGGUUUUCUUCUAUCGUUGAUCAUAGAUUUCUCUAUGAAAUCUAUGAAUCGGGGUUCGAAGAAGGGGAAGGAGUCCUCGACACGCAACCGCUAGAGGAGGAUUUAUUCAAUUGCAUACUUUGGGCUCCUAGACUGUGGCGCCCUUGGGGCUUUCUCUUUGACGAAGGGUCCAAUGAAUUGAGAUUUGCCUAUUGGGAAGGGUCAUUUCAGGACAAAGAUGAUAAUGAUUCGGAGGUCUUGCAGGAUGGAACCAUGCAGGACCAGACACGAGUGAGAUCUUCCAACGAACAAGGAUGGAACCAUAAUCUAUUCUAUCUAUAUUAUAUAGAUUUCUACUUUUAUUGA
Messenger RNA from Lathyrus oleraceus (garden pea), 4929 nucleotides. RefSeq names its product protein Ycf2. The transcript is spliced from 2 exons. NCBI's taxonomy places the organism in Eukaryota, Viridiplantae, Streptophyta, Magnoliopsida, Fabales, Fabaceae. Bases 1 to 4929 code for a protein of 1642 amino acids. The record is from RefSeq and is a predicted model, not a curated record. Gene Ontology annotation, molecular function: ATP binding; ATP hydrolysis activity.